Messenger RNA from Drosophila bipectinata, 1963 nucleotides. RefSeq names its product Decaprenyl diphosphate synthase subunit 2 (gene Pdss2). Gene Ontology annotation, molecular function: prenyltransferase activity. Gene Ontology annotation, biological process: isoprenoid biosynthetic process; ubiquinone biosynthetic process. Gene Ontology annotation, cellular component: transferase complex; mitochondrion. NCBI's taxonomy places the organism in Eukaryota, Metazoa, Arthropoda, Insecta, Diptera, Drosophilidae. The record is from RefSeq and is a predicted model, not a curated record.
AUGGACAAUAACAAAGAGGAGCCACCGUGCGAAAACCCUAAAACCUGUUCCCAUACGAGGCGGCCGCUCCAACGCCCGCCGCCCCCCGCUCGUUUCUGCCACGCUCGCCGACCCCACCGACACUGCGUGGGGCAAUAAAAACAAACAGAACGAGCGCUUGGAUUGGCGGCCUCCAGUGAGCGAACAACUGUAAAAGUGGGACGCCACCGAAGAAGAAGGCAGCAGCAACAACAACAAUAACGAGCUGAGAAACGGUGGUCGCGUCUCUUGAAGAUUUCACUUUUCGACGAGCGACUCAGCGGAGCACAACGAUUUUGAACCAACUAAUAGCAAAUAAUUGCAUCUAACGAAACACACAUUGUACCUGAGAAACGAAGAGCAACCACACCGAGAAAUAUGUAUCGUGCCAGUGGACUGAGGAUUAUGCAACAGGUGCGUGGAAGGAUCACCAGCGAGAUCCAUGGUGUCUAUGCUGUUGCGCCUGCGCUGAAAACUUUCACUUUGCAACAACAACAAACGCAACAAGGUCGCUGGACGGCAACGUCGACGGUGACUGGGAAACAGGUGACGCCGCCGCAGGUGACUCCUCCGCCGCGUCACGACUGGAAUCGGGCUGUCAGCGAGGCGGAGCGCAUCGUGGGCUAUCCCACCUCCUUCCUGAGUCUGCGUUGGCUGCUGAGCGACGAGAUCGCCAAUGUAGCGUUGCACUUGCGCAAGUUGGUGGGCAGCGCCCAUCCCUUGAUGAAAACGGCCAAGCAUCUGCUCUACAAUGGCAAGAACACGAUGCAGGCCUGGGGACUGAUUGUGCUUCUGGUCUCAAAGGCGGCCGGACAUGCUCCCAGUGUGCCGGACGUGGAGCAGGACAAGAGCGCUGGAGUGCUUCACUCGCAACGAGCCCUGGCCGAGGUUACCGAGAUGAUCAGGAUUUCCCAUCUGGUCCACAAUAGCGUCGUGAAUCUGCAGUCGGGAACACAGGCUGGCCAGGAUGUGGCCACCUUCGACGACAUGUCCUUUGGCAACAAGAUCGGUCUGCUCACCGGGGACUACUUGUUGGGCCACUCCAGUGCCGAGCUGGCGAAUCUGCGCAACCAAGAGGUGGUGGAGCUGAUCUCUUCGGCGGUGCGUGACUUCUCGGAGUCGGAAUUCAUUGGCGAGCGGGAUGAGCAGAACAACCCGCUGCCCUACAAGCCAGGAACCUUCCAGCGACCAUCUCUGAGCGUGGGCGUGGACUUCAACGAGCACGAUGUGAUGUCUCCGAUGCCCAUUGCUCAGGUCUUGGGGAAUCCGGAGCAGGAAUGGGAGUGCAGGAAUAUACUUAAUGCCGGCAGCUUGUUGGGUAAAUCCUGCCAGGGAUCUCUGAAGUUGGCCGGCCAGAGUGAGGAGCUCCAGCGCCAUGCUUAUCGGUUUGGAAAGCACUUGGCUCUGGCCUGGCAGGCUUGCCUGGACGCGGAACCCUUCCAGUGCCCCACCCUGCCACUGGAUGCCACAUUCAGUUUGGUUAGCGCCCCCGUUCUGUUCCAUCUGGAGCACGAUCCUGGAAUGUAUGCCGACCUGGAGGCGGGCAAGCAAUCGGUGGACAACAUCGACUACGAUAAGAUCCAUAAAGCAAUCUUGGCAGGACCAGCGCUGAACAAGACCAAGGAGCUGCAACGGAAGCAUACGGCUGCUGCUCUGGCCGUUCUCCAGCACUUUCCGGCCACGGAUGCUCGCCAGGCUCUGGAGAACAUCAUUCUGGCCAUGCAGGAUCUCUGAUCCAUUGAUCCACUGAUCCAUGACUAUUAAUGCUGAUUUUAAACGGGUUCAGGGCUUAGUCUAGUUGUAUUUAUUCCAUUGGGUAAUUCAUUUAUAAAGAGGACAUUGUUGACUAAUCUUAAAUGGGGUUAUUUAAAAUUAUAAUCAUAUUUAAGUGAUAUUCAGAUGUAUCUUAAAGAUCAAGUUUUAUUAUUAAAUUUUCGAAUAUCUA